Molecule: messenger RNA, 2580 nt
Organism: Spea bombifrons (plains spadefoot toad)
Lineage: Eukaryota; Metazoa; Chordata; Amphibia; Anura; Pelobatidae
Gene: NECTIN1
Product: nectin cell adhesion molecule 1
Exons: 6
Coding region: 436-1980 (514 amino acids)
Biological process (GO): heterophilic cell-cell adhesion; protein localization to cell junction; homophilic cell-cell adhesion
Cellular component (GO): adherens junction
Source: RefSeq, a predicted model, not a curated record
ACGAGAACAGUGACUGUGAAAAAGAGCCUGAAGUGGCCAGCAGAGCAGCUCCGAGCCGCCGACUGCCGUUAACUCGUAAAGAAUAAGCAGGGAGGGCGCGUAGGAUCCGCGAACAGGAGCGGCAAUCCAACUCAGUUGGGGACCACAGGCGCAGGCUAGCCGGCAACUGAAAAAACACGAGUGGCUAACUCAGUAUCCACGCUCACUUAUUGUGCUUUUAUAAUCUGAGGAUUAGGCUGCACUCUAUACAGUGCGCGAUCUUCUAGGGAAGGGGGUGAUGCUUUAUUAAACUGAACCCCGGUUUUUCUCAUCUGCGGGACCCCCUGUUUUCUGCACAUGUUCGGGGAUCUGUGUGUCUCUGCUUUCCCGUGACUUGUCCCCCAGAUCGGGAAGCCAGUGCCAGAAAGUCGCUCCAGCUUCUCUUGCGUGGAUUUGAUGCUUAUCCCGUGGAUUAUGGCUCCCAGCCGGAGGGGAUCCUGCUGCCGCUGCUAUCCCUGUUGGCCCCUAACCAUCAGCCUGGUGAUUUCAGUCUUCCAAGGUGUACAUUCUCAGACGGUCCUGGUGAAUGACUCGAUUUCGGGAUACAUUGGUUCUGAUGUCAUCCUUCACUGUAGCUUCAUCAAUCCUCUACCCAGUGUAAAGAUCACUCAGGUCACGUGGCAAAAGUCCACCAAUGGAUCUAAACAGAAUGUGGCUAUUUACAACCCUGCCAUGGGGGUAUCCAUCCUCCCUCCUUAUAAGGGACGAGUUGACUUCCAGAAUCCAUCAUUUCGAGAUGGUACUAUCCAGCUGAAUCGUCUGCAGUUAGAGGAUGAGGGCGCAUACAUCUGUGAAUUUGCAACGUUUCCCGCUGGGAACAAGGAGAGUCAACUUAACCUUACAGUACUAGCCAAACCAACCAAUCAGAUGGAAGGGACUUCAAAACAAUUGGUUGCAGUUCCUAGAUCAAAGGAGAAGGUAGUCGUUGCAACCUGCACUUCAGCAAAUGGGAAGCCCCCAAGCAGUUUGAGCUGGGAGACCAAGCUGAAUGGAGAGGCAGAAUUUCAGGAGAUAAAAAAUGAAAAUGGCACUGUGACGGUGAUCAGCCGCUACAGGUUGGUUCCAACCCGAGAGGCCCACAGACAGCCGCUGACAUGUGUCAUUAACUACCUGAUGGACAGGCAAACGGAGACCACCACUCUCAAUGUGCUAUAUGAGCCCCAAGUUUCGAUUGAAGGCUUUGAUGGGAAUUGGUAUGUGAAGCGCGCCGAAGUGAAACUGACCUGCAAAGCAGAUGCUAACCCUCCUCCUUCUUCAUUCCACUGGAGGAUGGCAAAUGGUUCACUUCCUGACAGUGCUGAGGUGAAGAACAGCACUCUAUAUUUCCGAGGCCCAGUAACGUACAGCCUCUCAGGAAUCUACAUCUGCGAAGCAAGAAAUACUAUCGGUAGUCAUACUGGCCAGGUGGAAGUUAAUGUGACAGAAUUCCCUUUCACCCCAACUCCUACACCGGGUCAGAAACGGAGCGAGUCAUCCAUGUUAUCAACGGCAAUCAUUGGCGGUGCAGUGGGUGGAGUCCUGCUUGUCCUGGCAGUAUCGAUAUUCCUGUUUGUGGUCCUAAGGCGAAGGCAUCAUACCUUCAAAGGAGACUACAACACUAAGAAACAUAUAUAUGGAAAUGGGUACAGCAAAGCUGGAGUGGCACAGCAUCCACCUAUGGCUCAGAGCCUUCAGUACCCAGAUGACUCCGAUGAUGAAAAGAAGCCCGGCCCAGUGGGCAGCAGCUAUGAGGAGGAGGAGGAGGAAGAAGAUGGGCGCAAGUUGGGUCCAAAGUAUGAUGAUGAAUCUAAGCGCCCCUACUUUACUGUGGAAGAGGGAGAAAGGCGUGGUUAUAGCGAGGACAGAACUCUAGGGUACCAGUAUGAGCCAGAAGAUCUGCCAGACAGUCUGGUCCCCCAAAAUGAUGGUUCCUUCAUUUCCAAGAAGGAAUGGUACGUGUGAGAGGUGUAUGCCAAAAAACAAGGACGUGUUGCUGGAUGCAUACAUAUGUCUCAUCCCAUCUGCAGGUUAAAAGCCAGAGACUGGUGGUUAAAGAGUUGAUUACAGGAUCAGUGCUUUGUCUUGUUUCUUGAUAUAUGUAUAUAUAAAUAUAAUCUAUCUUUUUUAUGCCUCAGAACUGCAAGGUCAUUGUGACCUAUAAGUAAUGCAGAUACCUGAAUGCCCAACAUCCACAUUGAUACAGUGUACAACAUGUUACAUUAAGGUCCAAGUAAUGUAGAUUUUUGUAUGCACAAUGAUAUUGUAAUUGGUUGAGGUGCAUUAGUAUAUGACAUAGGAUAUACAGGUAUAUAGCAUUUACACUAUUACACAAGCAAAUUCUCAUGCACAUACAAAGCAGCUUUCCUCAUAGAACAAUGAAACUGGCAAAAUUACAUUUUUACAGCACACCUCCAAUGAGACACAAUGUUCACAUUCUACUGAUGUGUAAGAAAUACAGCAACAUUUUGACAAAAAAUGGAUGGCAGUCAUACUGACUCACAUAAACUACAUUCCCAAAAUACAUUUUCCAUCACACUAUUUCUUUGACACAACAAAACACAA